Molecule: messenger RNA, 2406 nt
Organism: Metarhizium acridum CQMa 102
Lineage: Eukaryota; Fungi; Ascomycota; Sordariomycetes; Hypocreales; Clavicipitaceae
Source: RefSeq, a predicted model, not a curated record
AUGAGCGUGCAGUCUUCAUCCUACGGCCGGAACCUUGGCCCCGUGCGGCGCUCCUCUAUCGGCUCUCGUCUCUCCUUUGCCGUGUCGACAGUUGAACAAGGCGUUGCCAGCAUCCCGCCACCCGGACAGGCGCAGAUCGAGGAGGAGAUUGCGGAAAUCAAGAGAUAUGAGGACUUUACAACAAUAGACUGGGUCCAAGAUGCCUCCCGCGAACAGGCACGGCGAAAAACGAGACAGAAGCGAGCAGCGGGCUUGUACGACCGUGGACAGCAGGGCUGGCGAUAUCGCCUCUGGGCCUCAUAUGACGCUGCGCAGGGCUGGAUCGUCGUCACUAUUAUUGGCGCAGCCAUUGGCUUGAAUGCAGCGUUUUUAAACAUUGUGACCGAGUGGCUGUCUGAUAUCAAGUUGGGGUACUGCACAACGGCGUUUUAUCUGAAUGAGAAGUUCUGCUGCUGGGGGGAAGAUAAUGCCGCUAUUCUCGUCAAAUCCUUCGCGCCAUAUGCCGCCGGGUCUGGAAUUUCCGAAAUUAAAUGUAUCAUUGCGGGCUUCGUCAUGAAGGGGUUCCUCGGCCUUUGGACUCUGAUCAUCAAAUCUGUAGCUCUUCCGCUGACCAUUGCGUCUGGUCUGUCUGUCGGCAAAGAAGGGCCCAGCGUCCACUAUGCCGUCUGUACCGGCAACGUCAUUUCGCGAUGCUUCGCUAAAUACCGGCGCAAUGCGUCCAAGACACGAGAGAUUUUGAGUGCCUGUGCCGCAGCCGGAGUCGCAGUCGCAUUUGGUAGCCCCAUCGGAGGCGUUUUGUUCUCCCUGGAGGAAAUGUCGAACCACUUCCCGCUCAAAACCAUGUGGCGAAGCUAUUUCUGUGCGCUGGUGGCCACGGCUGUCCUCUCAGCCAUGAAUCCCUUCCGUACAGGACAGCUCGUCAUGUUCCAGGUCAAGUAUGACCGGGACUGGCACUUUUUUGAAAUCAUCUUCUACAUCAUUAUAGGCAUCUUUGGUGGCCUCUAUGGCGCGUUUGUCAUCAAAUGGAAUCUGCGAGCUCAGGCCUUCCGCAAAAAGUACCUCGCCAAGUAUGCGGUCCUCGAAGCUACCUUGUUGGCUGCUGGAACAGCCAUUAUUUGCUAUCCCAAUGCCUUCUUGCAAAUCGACAUGACGGAGAGCAUGGAGAUCUUGUUCCUCGAGUGUGAAGGCGCCGAGGAUUAUCACGGACUUUGCGAGCCGGAUAAGCGGUUCUGGAAUAUUGCUUCCUUGACCAUUGCUACUGUUUUGCGCAUAUUCCUCGUUAUCAUUUCGUAUGGCUGCAAGGUGCCUGCGGGCAUUUUCGUGCCAUCAAUGGCCAUUGGAGCGUCGUUUGGACGUACUGUCGGCAUUAUCGUACAGGCUAUCCACGAAGCAAACCCCAAGAGCAUAUUCUUCGCCGCCUGCAAACCUGACGAGCCCUGCAUCACACCCGGAACAUAUGCGUUUCUGGGAGCUGGUGCCGCGCUUAGCGGCAUCAUGCACAUCACAGUUUCGGUCGUUGUCAUCAUGUUUGAGCUGACGGGCGCGCUGACGUAUAUUUUACCAACCAUGAUUGUGGUCGGCGUCACCAAAGCCGUUAGCGACAUGUUCGGCAAGGGCGGCAUCGCCGACCGAAUGAUAUGGUUCAACGGGUUCCCCUAUCUAGACCACAAGGAGGAACACAACUUUGGCGUCCCCGUGUCACAGGUCAUGAGGACAUCAGUGGUGUCCGUGCCCGUCAAUGGGAUGACUCUGGCCGAGCUGGAAGCCCUUCUCUCCGAGGACGAAUAUCAAGGCUUUCCCAUCGUGGAGGAUAAGUCGUCCAAGAUCCUAGUAGGGUAUAUUGGACGAACUGAGCUCCGCUACGCAGUCGACCGCAUCCGCCGCGAAAGGCCAAUCGACCCCAACGCCAAGUGUAUUUUUGCGCCACCGCCCGCUUUGAAUGCCGUCACGCCCGUCACGCCCAGCGUCACAAUAAGCACAGAUUCCACGUCUUCCACGUGCCUCGAUUUCAGUCGCUAUAUCGACGCCACACCUGUCACUGCCCACCCCAGGCUUCCCCUCGAGACCGUCAUGGAACUCUUCCGCAAGAUUGGCCCGCGUGUUAUUCUCAUCGAAUACCAUGGUAAGCUGACGGGCCUGGUCACGGUGAAGGACUGUCUCAGGUAUCAGUUCAAAGUGGAGGCUGCCGAGAACCCCAAAGACGACCAUCGCAUCAACGAAGGCCAGGAGCAGCUGUGGGAUGUGCUCCGAAAAGCGGGCUAUUGGGUAUCAGGUCACAUAUCGACCAUGUCGAGGGGCAGGAUACGCCUGAGCAGUGAUGAGGAUCGGACUCGAGCCCGCGGCACCAUUCUAAAUGGGGACGAAGAUGUAGGCGAUGAAGGCGUCGAGUUGGAAAGUCGAAGAUGA